This is a messenger RNA of Corythoichthys intestinalis (scribbled pipefish), 1090 nucleotides long. Its product is annotated as selenoprotein H-like. Gene Ontology annotation, cellular component: Golgi apparatus. Lineage: Eukaryota; Metazoa; Chordata; Actinopteri; Syngnathiformes; Syngnathidae. The transcript has 6 exons. The record is from RefSeq and is a predicted model, not a curated record.
GGCCGGACUUUGGACAUGUCUGCGUUACAACCAACAGUGCAUUGGAACAGUCCACUAACCCGCGAAUGUUUCACAACAACAAUGGCGUCUACAUCAGCUUCCAUUUAUCGAUGUACCACUGAGUUGUUUAAAACGAUGGUAUUUCUAGCCCGUGGUGGAAGAAAGCGCAAAAUUGUGGCGGAAGCAGAGAAGAACAAACCCGCUAAAAAGGCAAAAGGAGAAGAAAUGGCUGUACUGGAAGGCCCAAAAGUGGUUAUUGAACACUGUAAGAGCUGACGAGUGUAUGGGCGUAAUGCUGAAGGGGUGAAAUGUGCCCUGUUGGCUGCACGCCCUGAGCUGACUGUGGUCCUCAACCCCGACAAGCCCCGCAGGAACAGCUUUGAGAUCACUCUGAUAGAUGGAGGCAAAGACACAUUACUUUGGACUGGAAUAAAGAAGGGCCCACCUCGUAAGCUGAAGUUUCCUGAACCUGAUGUUGUAGUUUCUGCUCUAAAAGAGGCUGUUGGUGCCGACUAGUGGAUAAAUUGAGGCAGAAAUUCAAGAUACAAGUGCUGGAUGUUGACAGCAAGUUUGACUCACUUCACAACAAAUGGCAGUUUGGCACAAAGUGAUAACAUUUCUUCAAAAUUACGCUGUUUAUUGCCACAUAAUUAUUUUUUCCAGCUGUUGCAAAUUGCAAUACAAGGAUACUUUCUCACUUAAUACUUCAAACCAGAGCCCCUCCUAGGUUUUUGGCUUGACCAUAGACCUCUCAAAAUUAACAUGAACAUAUACACUGCUGAAAAAGACCCAUCAUCUUUUUCAUGCAGAAUAUUGGUCAUGGGUGUAGCUUGUGGAAGCAGAAUGACGAGGAGUGACCAAACUGGAUUCCCAUAGUCUAUCCUCUGAUGACCCAAGCUCUUCUAGCUCACACCUUCAGUAUGAACACAUGGCGACACCUACUGGGGAAUAUUAGAGCAAACGCUUCCGUUUCGAGACACUGGUGCGCUUUGUGUAUUCCAGGUUUGACGCUUUUGAGUUUUGAUAUUAUAACACUGUACUUUUUGUUCCCUUUAUGAAUAAAAAUCUUUACAACAGUUUGUAUUUUAUG